CCAUAGCGAAGGGCAUUUUGAGUUAGAAUAAGGAGUACGGUUGUAAAUGUUUUUAAAAAAAAUGGCAGUUUUUUGAAUUAAUCUGAGUUAGAUCUGCGGCCGAUGUCCUGAAUAAAAUAAAAAAUAAAAAAUAGGAAACAAAGCAUCGAUUCUUUUUCAUUUUGGGUGAUUACAAAGGAUCGAUUUACCGGGCGUCUUUGCUAGGCUAAAGCAUCGAUUCUACCUCGUGCUUCUGUGAUUCCUCGCAUCGAUUCCGUUUUUCUUUGAUUUGGUGAACUCAAAGCAUCGAUUCUACCCCGUGCUUCUGUGAUUCCUCUAUUUGGCGUUGUAUUACUCGACUUCCAUAAGCCAGUAACUGAGUUCAAGCAGCAAUGGCUAUGGCGGAAACACCACGCAUUGCUUCCGAUCUCAUCGACUUUUUAAACGCUUCUCCAACCGCGUUUCACGCCGUUGAUGAGGCAAAGAAACUCUUGAAAGAAGAAGGAUUUCAGCAGUUAUCUGAGAGGGAUGAUUGGUCUCUUUCAGCCGGUGGAAAAUAUUUUUUUACGAGAAACCACUCCACGAUUGUUGCUUUUGUGAUUGGCGAAAGUUAUGUUGCGGGGAACGGGUUUCAUAUUAUUGGGGCACAUACAGAUAGUCCAUGCCUGAAAUUGAAGCCUAUUUCUAAGGUAACUAAAGGAGGGUACCUGGAAGUUGGUGUCCAAACAUAUGGCGGAGGUUUGUGGCAUACAUGGUUUGAUCGAGACUUAACUGUUGCUGGACGAAUGUUGAUAAAGAAAGAGAAAGAUGGGCAUGUUUCCUACGUUCAUAGGCUUGUCAGAAUUGAAGAACCUAUAUUGCGCAUACCUACUCUUGCAAUUCACUUGGAUAGGACAGUUACAGAAGGAUUUAAGGUUAAUACACAAAAUCAGCUAGUUCCUGUAUUGGCAACUGCUAUUAAGUCUGAAUUACUUAAGGUGCCACCUGAAAGUGAUGCCAUUGAAGGUAGACCUAACACUGACGGUAAUGAAGCUGAUGAAAAGAAGAAUUCUAACAAGCAGAAGCAUCAUCCAUUAUUGUUAAUGUUACUUGCAUCUGAGGCUUGUUGUGAACCUGAUGAGAUAUGUGAUUUUGAAUUGCAAGCAUGCGAUACACAGCCUAGCAUCAUAGGUGGUGCUGCAAAAGAAUUUAUGUUUUCAGGAAGACUGGACAACCUUUGCAUGUCCUUCUGUUCUUUGAGGGCGUUAUUUGAUUCAACUGCUGAGGGUUCUCUUGCGAACGAGACUGGUGUUAGGAUGGUAGCAUUGUUCGACCAUGAAGAAGUGGGGUCUGAUUCAGCGCAAGGAGCCGGUUCUCCCAUUAUUUUAGAUGCUCUUGCAAGGAUCACUAAUUCCUUCUGCUCUUCGGGUUCUAAGGUGCUAGAGAAAGCAGUGCAAAGGAGUUUCUUGGUGUCUGCUGACAUGGCUCACGCGUUGCACCCAAACUAUAUGGAUAAACACGAGGAAAAUCACCAGCCUCGAUUGCAUGGAGGCCUUGUCAUCAAGCACAAUGCCAAUCAGCGUUAUGCCAGCAACUCUGUGACAUCAUUCAUAUUUCGGGAGAUUGCAAAGCAGCACAAGCUUCCAGUCCAGGAAUUUGUUGUUCGUAAUGACAUGGCUUGUGGGUCAACAAUCGGUCCAAUACUGGCUAGUGGAGUGGGGAUCCGCACUGUAGAUGUUGGUGCACCACAACUCUCAAUGCACAGCAUAAGAGAGAUGUGCAGUGUGGAUGAUGUAAAGCAUUCUUAUGAGCACUUCAAGGCUUUUUUCCAUGAGUUUGCCCAACUUGAUGCCAAGAUCUCCGUGGAUGUAUGAGACCAGUCCGCUAUUACAAUACUUAAAAGUCUUUGCCCUUUUGUAGCAUUGGACUUGGUUUAGGAUCUACAAAUAUUGUAUUUUGGGAUUUCCUAGCUUUUGAGUCCAUGUUUGAAGUUAGAUGGGAUCUAAGAUUAUGCUUUUAGGAUUUCCCGGUAUUUAGUCC
Amborella trichopoda is the source of this 1998-nucleotide messenger RNA. Its product is annotated as Zn-dependent exopeptidases superfamily protein. Gene Ontology annotation, biological process: proteolysis. Lineage: Eukaryota; Viridiplantae; Streptophyta; Magnoliopsida; Amborellales; Amborellaceae. The record is from RefSeq and is a predicted model, not a curated record. Gene Ontology annotation, molecular function: aminopeptidase activity; zinc ion binding.